Molecule: messenger RNA, 1635 nt
Organism: Emericellopsis cladophorae
Lineage: Eukaryota; Fungi; Ascomycota; Sordariomycetes; Hypocreales; Bionectriaceae
Product: putative WD repeat-containing protein-like protein
Exons: 2
Coding region: 1-1635 (544 amino acids)
Biological process (GO): rRNA processing
Cellular component (GO): nucleus
Molecular function (GO): protein binding
Source: RefSeq, a predicted model, not a curated record
AUGACUUCGAUGAUCACGGCGGCCCAAUGGGUCCCCAGGGGAUUCGCCGCGCCCUUCCCUACGAAAUACACCUUUGACGAGGAGGAGUUUGCGCGCAUUGCCGAGUUGGCCAAGCUGAAGCUUGACGACGCAGAGGAGGACCUCGAGGAGGCCCAAGAGAAGGAAGCUGGUAAGAAGGGAGGAAACGACAAGGUCGAUUCUUCGAUGGAAGUUGAAGGUGCCAAGAACGGAAAGCAGGAGCAGGACAAGGUCAACCUCGACGACGACGAUCUGAAAGAAUAUAACCUUGACAACUAUGACGAUGAGGACGAUGCACCUGGCCAAGGCGAGAGCAUGGGAAUCUUUGGCAACGUGAAGAACCUGGCGUACUACGAAUCCAACGCCGAAGACCCCUACAUCACCCUCAAGAACGAAGCAGGCGAGGACGACGAGGACGAGGAUCGCGAAGACCUCCAGAUUCUGGCAACCGAUAACCUCAUUCUCUCGGCCAAGGUGGAGGACGAGCUCGCACACCUCGAAGUGUACGUCUACGAGGACGCAGCCGACAACCUCUACGUGCACCACGACAUCAUGCUGCCCGCCAUCCCACUCGCGGUCGAGUGGCUCGACAUGCCGGUCAACAAGGCCGGUGUCGAGAAGGUCGCGCGGGGCAACUUUGUCGCCAUUGGCACCAUGGACCCCGACAUUGAGGUCUGGGACCUGGACACCAUCGACUGCAUGUACCCGAAUGCCAUCCUUGGGCAGGGCGGCAACACAGGAGAGCAAAAGGACAAGAAAAAGAAGAAGAAGAAGUCCAAGAAGGCGAACGAUGAGUUUCACGUCGAUGCCGUGCUCUCCCUGGCCGCAAACCGUCAACAUCGCAACCUGCUCGCCUCGGCUUCAGCAGACAAGACAGUCAAGCUAUGGGACCUCAACACCACAAAGUGCGCCAAGUCGUACUCAUACCACACCGACAAGGUGUGCUCCUUGGCAUGGCACUCGGCAGAGCCCACGGUCCUGCUGAGUGGUAGCUACGACCGCACCGUCGUGGCCGCUGACAUGCGUGCGCCCGACGCAAAGGCACCGCGAUGGGGCGUCGAGAGCGACGUCGAGAACGUGCGAUGGGAUCCCCACGACCAAAACUUCUUCUUCGUCUCCACCGAGAACGGUGCGGUGCACUACCACGACAUUCGGAAUGCACCCUCCGACCCGACGGCCACAAAGUCCGUGUGGACCCUGCAAGCGCACGACGAGUCCGUGUCGUCGUUCGACAUCAACCCAGUCAUCCCUGGCUUCAUGGCCACCGGGUCCUCAGACAAGUCGGUGAAGCUGUGGAAUAUUGAUUCGACAGGGCCCAAACUCGUCGUGUCCCGUGAUCUGGACGUGGGCAAGGUCUUUGCCACCACAUUCGCGCCUGACGCUGAAGUUGGGUUCCGCCUGGCUGUCGCCGGCAGCCACGGGAGCAUGCACGUCUGGGACACCAGCACCAAUGGCUCUGUGCGCCAGACUUUCGCGCACAGGGUACCGGAGCAAGGGGGGAAGAAGGAGGACCGCCUGGUCGGUGUGGAAGAGAGCGACACGGACAGUGAUAGCGAUGAAGGGGCCGAGAACGACGAGCAGGAGGAUGACGAUGACGACUCAAUGAGUGACGCUUGA